Molecule: messenger RNA, 1376 nt
Organism: Cloeon dipterum
Lineage: Eukaryota; Metazoa; Arthropoda; Insecta; Ephemeroptera; Baetidae
Product: leukocyte surface antigen CD53-like
Exons: 5
Coding region: 105-800 (231 amino acids)
Cellular component (GO): plasma membrane
Source: RefSeq, a predicted model, not a curated record
GAGUAACAGGAAAUAAAUGCGUGACUGUCUCCACACUAUCGUUCUUGAAUUCAUCCGUCAGUUCAGAUUUUUUAUCCAGUUGAAACGCAACAACUCGAAAGACAAUGGGAGCGGCAUCAGUGAUCAAAUAUUUGCUAUUCUUUUUCAACCUGCUCAUUUGCACUGGAGGUCUAAUUUUGCUCGGCUGCGGAGUUUUGCUUCACAUCGAGCUCGCCAAACAGGACGGGGCCCAAUGGAAAUACAUAGCCAUUGGUUUCAUCACGCUAGGAGCAAUUAUCUUUGCGAUAGCGUUCCUGGGGUGCUGUGGCGCGCUGCGAGAGUCGACUUGCAUGCUCAACACGUUUGGAACUCUGCUGCUGUUUAUAUUCCUGAUCCAAGUGAUUUGCGCGGUUUUGCUGGUUGUCUAUGAAAAUCAAUUUAUCGAUGGAGUCGGAAAAGCUUUGAAAAUUUCUCUCGGACAGUACAAGGAAAAGCCCGACGCAAAAGAAUUCUGGGACAAUAUCCAACCAUCGCUGGGGUGCUGUGGCAGCGCCAAACCAUCAGACUGGCAAGAAAGCGGUUUGCAAAUUCCAAGUUCUUGUGAAUGCAAAGAAAGCGAUGGAAACAAGAAGUGCGGAAAUGUUGGCAACCAGAAAAUUUAUACUGAAGGGUGCUAUAAUAAGCUGUUGCACGCCGUGAAAAGCUCCAUCAUCAUUGUCGCCGCAGUUGCUUUCGCUGUCGCCCUCGUUGAGCUGAUCGGGGCAAUAUUCUCAUUUCGUCUUGCUUCCACUAUCAGAAAGAGAGAGCAUGGGUUCUACUAGAACGAACUUCAAAUUCCACAGAGCGAAAGAUUUGUAAUGAAGUAUAUAUAUUAUUAUGUUAAAAAUUUAAAUGUCUAUUUCCCAAUAGAAAACAUAAUUAGAAUUAUUAUACUGAUUGAGGAUAUCCUGUUAUACAGUAUGCUUAUAAUUUACACAAAACACUCCAUUGUAAGUUGCAAUGUAACGUGUUGUAUAGAUUAAUUGGUUGUAACGUACGUAAAUAAUUAAAAAACAGAUAAUUAACUUUAGUUUCUUAAUAUUUCCGUGCCGUUUAAAUCAGUGACAAAACGUUGAAAGCUUUGAGCAACGAAUAAUAUUUACACAUUUAAUCGAUAUAAAGCGUUAUUGCAUCUGUCAGUUAUCAGUUAAAAUUUGUUAAUGCAAUAUAUAUUUUGUGUUCCUUAUAAUUAUCUUGAAUUUUUUCAGCGAAAUUAAGCAAGUUACAAGUUUAGUUUUAAAUUUCUCAAGAUUCAUUUCGUAAACUACAAAAGUUUCCACUCUACAAACAGUGCCUAUUCUAGGAAAUUUAGUAAUUAAAAACCAUUAUAAAAAUAAACCAGAUUUUAUUUCUACACA